AUGAACGAGUACUGUCGAUCUGCGAGCUGUCCACGUGCGCUGAUGGUGCUGCUCAUCACGCCACUACCAAGUCUAAUUCUGGUUACAAUGAUCGACGCAAUGCCGCUUGAAUCGCCGGAACGAGGACUGGAACAUAGUGCUAUUGUAUGGGUUCGAGGAAUACUGACGUGUUUCAUCUACACCCACUGCGCUAUCGAGCAGAUUCGUCUGUACAGUCCGAAUCUGAGACUGGAGCCAUUGGCCGGACUGUGUAUCUCGCUUCCUACUGCAAUUUUCACGAUUGUACUUACCUUGGGGCUAUCGUUUCUUUGCUGGCCACUACCAUUCACCACCCUUUUAAUGUCAGGUCCGUGGCUUGGCUUUAUGACUUUCUUUUUAUUUCGAGUCCGUGGAGCGCACCUGCGUGCGAACCCCGAAGCCAUACGCGAUUUCUGCCGCUGUUCGCCUUGCUGA
Phytophthora infestans T30-4 is the source of this 453-nucleotide messenger RNA. RefSeq lists its product as uncharacterized. The coding region runs from base 1 to 453 and encodes 150 amino acids. The record is from RefSeq and is a predicted model, not a curated record. Lineage: Eukaryota; Oomycota; Peronosporomycetes; Peronosporales; Peronosporaceae. The transcript is spliced from 3 exons.